Messenger RNA from Magallana angulata, 854 nucleotides. RefSeq names its product protein unc-119 homolog B-like. The coding region runs from base 151 to 816 and encodes 221 amino acids. Gene Ontology annotation, cellular component: cilium. Gene Ontology annotation, biological process: cilium assembly; nervous system development; lipoprotein transport. The record is from RefSeq and is a predicted model, not a curated record. Gene Ontology annotation, molecular function: lipid binding. The transcript is spliced from 5 exons. Lineage: Eukaryota; Metazoa; Mollusca; Bivalvia; Ostreida; Ostreidae.
UCCCAGAGUUCCCGUUGCCAUCGCCGCCAUCUUGAACUAGAAGAGACGCCAACUAUCUAUGUGAAUCAUCAUAUGAAUAUCCACAGACAAAGUUUAACACUAUUUUAUCAUAAGAACACUGUGUAAAGAAUGUCAAUUGACUAACCAAAAAUGAGUACAACUACAGGUAAAAAGAAAAGCGGUGGAUUUUUAGCACGCCAAGCUAAAUCGAAGGAGAAAGCUAUUGAUUCCAUGACGGAGGAAGAACUGUUGAAAAAAGCCACUAUCAACCCAGAGGAAGUACUACGCUUAAAUAAGAUCACUGAACAUUAUUUGUGUUCCCCUGAAGCAAAUGUCUAUGGCAUUGACUUCACACGAUUCAAACUAAGGGAUAUGGACUCAGGGGCUGUUUUGUUUGAAGUGGCCAAGCCCCCACCACCAGAAGACUCGGAAUCUGAUACAGAACUCGAUGAUGUAGACCCUCACGCAGGGAGAUUCGUACGCUAUCAGUUUACACCACAGUUCCUAAAGCUAAAAACAGUCGGAGCAACGGUAGAAUUUGUUGUGGGAGAGAAACCAGUGAAUAAAUUCCGCAUGAUAGAGCGCCAUUUUUUCCGUGAUAAACUCCUGAAAAGUUUCGACUUUGAAUUUGGCUUCUGUAUUCCUCACAGCAGGAAUACAGUGGAACAUAUCUAUGAAUUUCCAACACUAACACCAGAUGAGGUGGAAGACAUGAUCAGCCAUCCGUUCGAGACCAGGUCUGACAGCUUCUAUUUCGUGGAGGACCAGCUCAUUAUGCAUAACAAAGCAGACUAUGCGUACAACGGAGGAUCAUAGGUGACCUUCAGCUGGCCUGGAGAGAGAAAGAGAGAGAG